Molecule: messenger RNA, 1273 nt
Organism: Hemibagrus wyckioides
Lineage: Eukaryota; Metazoa; Chordata; Actinopteri; Siluriformes; Bagridae
Product: cornifelin homolog B-like
Exons: 4
Coding region: 165-551 (128 amino acids)
Source: RefSeq, a predicted model, not a curated record
UGACAUUUACAUAACACUCUCGCCUGACUAGCUAGACCGGUAGCACAAAACCUGAGGUGUGAAGGUAGCCCCUACCUUAUCAGUACUCUCAAGUCUCAAAGAGCGGUCAGUUUCUCAGUGCGACCAACUCACGUCUUGACCCUGCAGCACUUUACACAGACAUCAUGGCGAAGAUGGUCGUGCAGCAACCUCAGCCUAUCGUGACGACGACUGCAUCAUACUCCAAUCAGUGGGGUACAGGAAUCUGUGACUGCUGUGAAAAUAUGGCAGAGUGUUGUUUCGCCUUUUGGUGUUUCCCCUGUUUCGCCUGCAGUACGUCGAGGAAGUUUGGCGAGUGUUUGUGUCUACCACUGCUCGACGGUUUUGGCUUGAUUCCCCCAAUUACCCUGGGCAUGAGGGCAAAAAUGCGCGAGCGCUAUGGCAUUGAGGGAUCUAUGUGCAAUGACUGCCUCUAUUCAUUCUUCUGCCUUCCCUGCGUAUGGUGCCAAAUGUCACGAGAGAUGAAACUACGUGGUCAUUCCAUCACAUUUAUAAACUCUCGAGCAAGAUGAAGACUCAACGACAAGAUCAUUAACAAAUACUGCAUGGCAUAAAUGACAUCACUUACAUACAAAAAUAAACAAUAAUAAUAUGUGUAUAAUCGUUGAAGAUAAAGCAUUGGCUCUAUAUGUACUGAAAUGUAAUCUGGUUUUCUCAGUUCAUUCUGUUGGUAUCUGAUCUAAACACUAGAGGGAGGUGUUUGCACACUAAUGCUGUAUACCUAGAAAAGGAUCCUUAGAUUGGACUCCUAUGUUUUUGUAUCUGUUUCCAGUUCUGUGAAAGUGGUGGAGGAAAUCUGACUGAUUGAAAUUAAUGUUUCAGGGCUAGAAACUUACUUGUGUAAAAUAAAUAGUUACUCUCUCUGGGUGUAAUCUUAAAUGGCAGUCCAUAGAGAUAGAUAGAUAGAUAGAUAGAUAGAUAGAUAGAUAGAUAGAUAGAUAGAUAGAUAGAUAGAUAGAUAGAUAGAUAGAUAGAUAGAUAGAUAGAUAGAUAGUUGUACCCUAGUUACUGUAAGUAUUGUACAUUUUUCAUUGCAAACCAUAUAUAUGGCAAAGUACUGUAUUACAUCAUUUAGCAGACCAUAUAAUUCAGCACAUUUGUUCACUUGGUUAGACAGUACUGUAAAAUAUUACUCAUGGCAGAGUGACUUUUCUGUACAUUCUUCAAAAGCACAGGUGCAAUAAUCAUACAUGACUUAUAGAGCCUGUAUAACAUUGAAUUCUGUAAUCAAUAA